AUGCCAGUUGACAUCCUAGCAAGUAUAUUUUUUGAUGGUCCUCAAGUUGUGCCUGGCUGGGAUUAUAUUAAAAAAUAUGGUCCAGUUUUACUCACUCUAGGUGGUUUAAAAUACUACUUUGGUGGUGCCUCCAACAGUUGGGAGAGAGAUAUGCACGGGAAGGUAUAUAUGAUCACAGGUGGCACAUCUGGAUUAGGUGCAUCACUUGCCUAUGAGUUGGCUAGCAAAGGCGCCCAGAUCAUUUUGUUAUCAAAAUCGACGAAAGAUUCGUGGUUAGUGGAAUUUAUCGAUGAUUUAAGAGAAAAGACGGAUAAUUUUAUGAUCUAUGCUGAAGAAUGUGACUUAAGCUCACUUUAUUCGGUAAGAAAGUUUGCCACAAAGUGGCUAGAUAACCAACCGCCAAGACGGUUGGAUGGUGUAAUCUGUUGCGCCGCCGAUGCUAUUCCAUUUGGCAAAAAGAGACAAGCCACCCAGGAUGGUGUUGAGAGACAAAUUGGAAUCAAUUAUUUGGGGCAUUAUCAUUUAUUAGCCCUUCUUGGACCUUGCCUUAGGUCACAGCCUCCAGAUAGAGAUGUUAGAAUCGCUAUUGCAACUUGUUCUUCACAAUCAAUAGGAGAUAUUGAUUUAGAUGAUUUGCUCUGGGAAUCCAGGAGAUAUCCUUCGCGUAGUCCUCUCAAGGUUUAUGGAACAUCCAAGCUAUUAUUAGGUUUAUUUGCUAAAGAAUACCAGAGACAAAUAGAUUGUUAUGAAAGGAAAGAUAAGGCACCAUGUAAUGUUAAAAUUAACAUGGUUAAUCCUGGAGUCAUGAGAACUCCCUCCACUAGAAGAUAUAUAUCCAUGGGAUCUAUAAUUGGCCUUUUUAUUUAUCUUUUGUUACUCCCUAUAUGGUUCUUGUUUCUCAAAAGUCCCCGUCAAGGUGCUCAAUCAUUUUUAUUUGUGCUUUCAGCUCCUAUUAUUGCUAAAAUUGGGGGCGGGAAUUUGGUUCAGGAAUGUAAGAUACUACAAAGGACUAGGACGGAAUAUCAAGACGAAGAACUACAAAAAUCUAUUUUUCAAAAGACAGAAGAAUUAAUUUUAAGCAUAGAAAAGAAAUCCGCCAUUGAAAGAAAAAAGUUAGAAAAGUUGAGAGAACUGCAAGCCUCAAGAGAGCAAAAAAGAAAAGAAAAGGAAGAAGAAAGUGCUAAAAGGAGAGCUAAUAUUUAUGAGAAGCCUGAAUCUCCUGAAGAACUUGAGGCAAAAUUGAGCAUCUUGAGAAAGCUGAUAGGGGUUCUGUCCAACUCUGGUGUACAUGAACCACCUUUGUUUCCUGGUGAAAAUACAGCUGAAUCGGAAACUUCCGGCGCGAAAUCUCAAAAUAAAGUCAAGCCAAAGAAGCUGAAGUCCUCUAAGAAGGGUUCAAGCAAGAAAAACUAG
Messenger RNA from Priceomyces carsonii, 1413 nucleotides. RefSeq names its product putative oxidoreductase. The record is from RefSeq and is a predicted model, not a curated record. The transcript has a single exon. Bases 1 to 1413 code for a protein of 470 amino acids. Lineage: Eukaryota; Fungi; Ascomycota; Pichiomycetes; Serinales; Debaryomycetaceae.